Molecule: messenger RNA, 1586 nt
Organism: Salvia hispanica
Lineage: Eukaryota; Viridiplantae; Streptophyta; Magnoliopsida; Lamiales; Lamiaceae
Product: protein NRT1/ PTR FAMILY 5.5-like
Biological process (GO): transmembrane transport
Cellular component (GO): membrane
Molecular function (GO): transmembrane transporter activity
Source: RefSeq, a predicted model, not a curated record
ACUAUAUAUAGCAAGUGAUGCCUCCAAUAUUAGAAAUCAAGAAGGAGAAGAGGCUUGCUAAUCCUAAUUAGUAGUAAUCAGUAGUCAUUUCAUUCGUGCAGAGGCUUUUGAGUAUGAAGAGCACCGUCAGAAUAUCUGCAUUGAUGUGGGCUGACAUAUUGGUGGUGUACGCCUUGUUUGAGAUGCAAGACUAUCUCACUAAAGUUUGGGGCCUAAGUUUCACCCACGCUGCUGGAAUCCUCAACGUUUGGAACGGUGUCUCUUUGCUUCUCCAACCUCUAUUCCUCUAUGCCGUCAGCACCUUUCUUGGAAACUGGCGCAUGCUCGUGCUCUCCAGCUCUUCCUACACUGGGAAUCUGUUUAGUGUUCAUGUCAGCUCCUCCGGUUCUUGCCAAAUCAACGGGCACGUGCAAACAAUACGAGCAGGAAUGCAUAGGCAACACACAAAAGGCUCUCCUCUACACGGGGAUGGCAUUGAUAGCUGUCGGAGUAGCUGGCAACAGCGUGUCAGUGGAAUCAUUUCUCAAUGAACAAACAGACAAAUCUAGUGGUGUGGCCAUAGGUUGUUUGAGGGUAUCAGGUUUGGCUAUGGUGGCUAUUGUAGGCUUAGCAGGAGCCAUCGCGCUCCCUUACAUAAAGCCAUGGACCUACCGGUUUGGAAUCCCAGCGGUCUGCACUGCUAUAGCUGGCAUAUCCUUUCUCACAGGUUUACGUUGGUUCCCAUUCGAAUGCGAUGGGACAACAAGGGACCGGAUAGAAAACAUGGGAAGAAUGUUCUCCUGCCGUAUGAUACCAAUGUGGCUGACCUUUUUGGUGUGUGGGAUCAUCUCCGCAAGCAGCAACACGUACUUUGUGGAGCAAACAAAGCACCUGGACCGACACCUAGGAUCAUGGGAGGUUCCUACUCAGGUGCUGCUGCUGGCUCAGAAUUGGUUAGGCAAGUUGCUAGCAUGGUUGGCAAGUCACCAAGGACAUGGGGUUGUAAAGGCUAAGAUAUUGGGGGUCCUAUGUUGUAUAGCGGCUGCAGGGAUGGAGACAAAGAGACUCGGGGUUGUUAGGAGCAAUGGGUUGCUGGAUAAACCGGAGGAAGAUAUCCCAAUGAGCGUGUAUUGGCUGUUGUUCCAGUUCGUGCUGCUGGGAGGCGCAAUGACGUUGUUAGAGAAGAGCGUGGCAGAGUUUGAUAAGCAGGACAUAAGCAGUGAAGCUGAUCUAAAGGAGUUGAAGAGACGGUGCAUGGAGAUCUUUAGCAAGGGGGUGUCUGGGAUGGGGUUCAUGUGUGAUGUGCUCUUGGUUUAUGCUGCGGGGAAAGUAACUGCUGAGGGAGAUGAACCCGGCUGGUUCCAGUUCACAUUGAACCGGAGUCAUUUGGACCGCUAUUAUUGGCUACUCGCGGUUUUGAGUACAGCCACUUUAGUUCUAUACACAGUGGUGCGCUACUAUGUCGGGCCGCGGGCCAUGGUGACAUCAUCUGUUUAAUUUGAGUAUUAAUGUUUGGGAAGUAAGGGGUAGAAUCGAUCAUAAUAUGUUGGCUGAGUGUUUUUUUUACCUCAUAUCAAUAUUUAUAAAAGUAUUUAUAAAUUUGAAUC